Molecule: messenger RNA, 6602 nt
Organism: Sapajus apella (tufted capuchin)
Lineage: Eukaryota; Metazoa; Chordata; Mammalia; Primates; Cebidae
Gene: POU6F1
Product: POU class 6 homeobox 1
Exons: 11
Coding region: 1260-3119 (619 amino acids)
Biological process (GO): regulation of transcription by RNA polymerase II
Molecular function (GO): DNA-binding transcription factor activity, RNA polymerase II-specific; RNA polymerase II cis-regulatory region sequence-specific DNA binding
Source: RefSeq, a predicted model, not a curated record
UGGCAUGAACCACCGCGCCCAGCCUAGUUUUUGUUUUUUGUUUUUUUUUUUUUUUUAAUCUUUUGUAGAGACAGGGACAGUGUCAAACUCCUAAAUUCACAUGAUCCUCCCAAAGCACUGAGAUUAUAGGCAUGAGCCACUGUGCUCAGCUCUGUCUGGGUUUUUAGAUAUUAGCAAGGAAAACAAGGGGUAAGUGAGCCAUUUGCUAGCCAACCGGAGUGCCUUGCCAGGCCCCAUCCAGGGGUUUUUCAAACCCAACUCACUGGAGAAAGAAGGCAAAGGAGAGGGCCCUUGGUGUGCUGUGCUUCCCACCCCAGCUUUAACCAGAGCAGCUCUGCUAUGAUCUGUGUAUGUGUUGGGAUUCUACUGCUGGGAUGGGGACAGGAGCUCCUUCUCUUGAAACAGACAGCUGAUUGUCUCUCCCUCUUGGCCUUCAGGCUGUGGGCACUACAUAGCAUCAUGGGCUCAAAGGAGUCCAUCCAGAUGUGCUAUUUAUGCAGUCAUUGGGGAAAUGGUCAAAAAGCAAACCAAAGAUGGAUUUCUAGUCACUGGAACCCAGCCACAGCUGAGGCUUGAAAAAAAUCUGGAAAGUUCCUGACAAGGAGAUGGGAGCAGUUUCAGAGAAAAGUCUGCAUAGAUACCAAGCAAGGGGAACACACAGGGCACAGCUCAGAGUCAAAAUGCUAAGUGUCUACUUGUCAGAGAGGUGUUGAUAUCACAUACAUGUGUAAUAGGAGCCAUCUAAAGAUAAGACAGGGAGAGAUGGAGUCAGAUCUGGAACAAGGGAGGUCUUGGACUCUGCUCUGCCUGGAUUUCUGGUGGGCUGAAAUCUGGCUGGUGGGUUGGAGUGGGCUUAGGUGUGGCUAGAGGCUCUGUCUCAGGACAGACUUUGCCCUUGGCUUAAAGGACCAGACACCAAGAACCCAGGUCCUCAUAGCUCGUAAAAUCUUAAGGGUGGAAGGGAUAUCAGAAUCACCCAAGCCUUAUCACUACUUGAAUCCUACUAACACAGUCACAAAGUGGACACUUGCCCCUGCUCACUCCUUGUGAGUGGCCAUAAUUGGCGGCAAAGAGCCAGAGGCCACAGUGAGACUAUGAGCAGGCUUUACUCUCCUCUCAAGGAAAUGGCUUGCUGCUCUACGAUGAUUGGCUACUGCUGCCUUACGCCUAAUGACCUUCUUUGAAAUUGGAAAAUUCUUCUCCCCAUGAAACGAUGUGCUAGGUGUGGGCCGGCCCCCACCCAACCCUGACAAGUGACCAUGGAUCCUGGAGCUGGGUCAGAGUCAUCUCUGACUGUCAAUGAGCAGGUCAUUGUGAUGUCAGGUCAUGAGACCAUCCGAGUGCUGGAAGUCGGAGUGGAUGCCCAGCUCCCUGCUGAGGAAGAGAGCAAAGGACUGGAGGGCGUGGCUGCCGAGGGCUCCCAGAGUGGAGACCCUGCUGAAGCCAGUCAAGCUGCUGGUGAAGCUGGGCCAGACAACCUGGGCUCCUCUGCAGAGGCAACUGGUACGAGGCCAUCGCCCCCACCUGUGAAGUCACCCCCGGGGAUCCCUCCGAGCCCUGCCCCUGCCAUUGCCACCUUCAGCCAAGCCCCAAGCCAGCCUCAGCCAUCGCAGACCCUGACGCCACUGGCUGUACAAGCUGCCCCCCAGGUCUUGACUCAGGAAAACUUAGCCACAGUUCUGACAGGAGUUAUGGUUCCAGCAGGGGCAGUUACUCAACCUCUUCUUAUCCCCAUCAGUAUUGCAGGUCAAGUGGCUGGUCAGCAGGGGCUGGCCGUGUGGACAAUUCCUACAGCAACCGUGGCUGCCCUCCCAGGACUGACCGCUGCUUCUCCUACGGGGGGAAUUUUCAAGCCACCUUUAGCCGGUCUCCAAGCAGCUGCUGUGCUGAACACCGCUCUUCCGGCACCCGUACAAGCUGCCCCACCAGUACAGGCCUCCUCGACGGCCCAACCCCGGCCACCAGCCCAGCCCCAGACGCUGUUCCAGACCCAGCCGCUGCUGCAGACCACACCUGCCAUCCUCCCACAGCCCACUGCUGCCACCGCUGCUGCCCCUACCCCCAAGCCAGUGGACACCCCCCCACAGAUCACCGUCCAGCCUGCAGGCUUCGCAUUUAGCCCAGGAAUCAUCAGUGCUGCUUCCCUCGGGGGACAGACCCAGAUCCUGGGCUCCCUCACUACAGCUCCGGUCAUUACCAGCGCCAUUCCCAGCAUGCCAGGGAUCAGCAGUCAGAUCCUCACCAAUGCUCAGGGACAGGUUAUUGGAACCCUUCCAUGGGUAGUGAACUCAGCUAGUGUGGCGGCUCCAGCACCAGCCCAAAGCCUCCAGGUCCAGGCCGUGACCCCCCAACUGUUGUUGAACGCCCAGGGCCAGGUGAUUGCAACCCUGGCCAGCAGCCCCCUGCCUCCACCUGUGGCUGUCCGGAAGCCAAGCACACCUGAGUCCCCUGCUAAGAGUGAGGUGCAGCCCAUCCAGCCCACACCAACAGUGCCCCAGCCUGCUGUGGUCAUCGCCAGCCCAGCUCCAGCAGCCAAGCCAUCUGCCUCUGCUCCUAUCCCAAUUACCUGCUCAGAGACCCCCACUGUCAGUCAGUUGGUGUCCAAGCCACAUACUCCAAGUCUGGAUGAGGAUGGGAUCAAUUUAGAAGAGAUCCGGGAGUUUGCUAAGAACUUUAAGAUACGGCGGCUUUCCCUGGGCCUUACACAGACCCAGGUGGGUCAGGCUCUGACUGCAACGGAAGGUCCAGCCUACAGCCAGUCAGCCAUCUGCCGGUUUGAGAAGCUGGACAUCACACCCAAGAGUGCCCAGAAGCUGAAGCCAGUGCUGGAAAAGUGGCUAAAUGAAGCGGAACUGCGGAACCAGGAAGGCCAGCAGAACCUGAUGGAGUUUGUAGGAGGCGAGCCCUCUAAGAAACGCAAACGCCGCACCUCCUUCACUCCCCAGGCCAUAGAGGCUCUCAAUGCCUAUUUUGAGAAGAACCCGCUGCCCACAGGCCAGGAGAUCACUGAAAUUGCUAAGGAGCUCAACUAUGACCGUGAGGUCGUGCGUGUCUGGUUCUGCAAUCGGCGCCAGACGCUGAAGAACACUAGCAAGCUGAAUGUCUUUCAGAUCCCUUAGGCCCAGCCCCCGGCACUGUGUUCUAGCACUUUGUCUGUUUUCCUUGGCAUCCGGCUGCUGCCACUGCCAUGACAGCACCUGUCAUUUUGCCACGUGCAGCUGUGCUCGCCCCAGGUCAUGAGACUCCACUGUGUGCAUGUGCGUGAAUGUCCCUCUUCUCUCCCACGUAUUUCACAUCAUGGAGAGGCCACAUAUCCCACAUCACGGGGCCACACGAGAGCUCCAGGUUCUGGACUGGUUGCUCCAAAGAAGAGGAUUUAUGAUGUCACUUAGAGAAGCACUUUGCUAGCAUGGUUUCUGAAGGGUGAAUUCUGGUGGGGAACCAGAAACUCACUGUCUUUGGGGCAGAGCUAUAGCAGCUCCUACGGACCACUGGCCAUUAGCUCGGCUUUUGAUGGCAUUCUCUUUCCACCUUCUCUUCUCCUUUGCUCUUCUGUGUUAGUGUGGCAGGUAUGACAACUCAUCCAGUGGACCCACAGCCUCACACUGCCCUUCCCCACACAUUUUGCCUGCAGGCGCACAGAAAGGACCUAGGAGAUAAAAUUCAGAAAAGUGUGAUGUGCUGCUCAGAAGGUCAGACUCAAGGUCUGCCUUGAUCUCAAGGUCAGAAGGUUCCCAAACCCCUGGGGCCAGAACAUGGGCUCUUCUCUCCCACCUCUCCCUGGUUCCUUUGCAGAGAAAUUUGCACUAAAACAGAACGUUUUCUUUUGCAAUCCAUGUUGGAAGGAAGCAACAGUGAACUGUACCUGUCCUGGAGUUGUCCUGGGGCUGCAGCAGGUUGGGAAUUUAGAAAAUAAGGCCAUUCUUUCAGAUUUUAAUCUAAUCUCUGUUGAUGGCCAUCCCUCCCACAAAAAAGAUCUUGGGUUAAGAAAACUUGCAGCCUGGAAAAUCCCACUGCCCAAGCAAACAGGCAACUCUGGAGAAAAAUAAGGAAAGGAAUGCUGACUUUCUCUGACUUUCUCUUGUCCCCACACCCAUUCCCAACCCAAUGCUGGGGCCUUCUGAAAAGGAGCAAAUUAAACAGUAAACCAGACAGCAAGGCCCUGGGGGAAAGAACAGCAUCCCUGAAUAAAUGAUGGAGUCCAGGAAGGUCUCUUGUGGAAGUUGACUUGACUCUAAUUUUCUUUGUAACUUUAAGCCUUGGAUACUGGAGGAGAAAUCUCAUUUUGUCAAGUCUCAGACCAUGUCUAUGUCAAGUCUCAGCAAUCCCCUCAGUGUCCUCUGAACACCAAGAACACCCCUAGAUCAGGUUGGGUUAUGCCUCUAAACAGGAUGGCUGUGGUACCUUGGGGGCUGGCUCUUAUCCGAGCUGCUAAGUGAGUUUCCAGCCUCAUUGUGGCUGGACAGCCCCUAAAAUUCAGUAUGUAACUCCAGAAAGUCAGGAGAGAAUUAAGAUUUGCUUAGAUGAGCACAGGCUGGCUUUGUAGACCAUCUGUAAAGGGCCCCAAGUCAUGGGGGUCAACCACGCCUCUCUUCAGUACUCUUAUCCUUACAGAGGCUGUUUUUUGUUUUGUUUUGGUUUGGUUUUUUUAAAGAUGGGGUUUUACCAUGAUGGCCAGACUGUUCUUGAACUCUUGACCUCAGGUGAUCCACCCACCUUGGCCUCCCAAAGUGCUAGGAUUACAGGCGUGAGCCACCACGCCCAGCACAGAGGCUGGUUUCUAACAGCUGCUUCCACUGCCCCUCCCAUGAUAGACCCUGAGGAAGCCACUGACAGGUGGGGGCGCAUCACCACCUCUGUCAGUCACUGGUGCUCAGCCACCUCCUAGCCUAGCUUCCUCUGGUGUGCUGUUUCCUUUCCUACUUACUGUUGGUCCCUCCCAGCCCCUGCAAUGCCAGCGUGGCCACACUCUUAGUGUGUUGAAUUAGCACACGCGAGGGCGCCCGCACGUGCACACACACACACACACACACACACACGCCCUGCUGCAUUUGGAAAAACCAUGCCUGCCAGAUUGUAGCAGAGGUGAGGAAGCAAGUGGGCAGCUUGCCUGACCCAGCUUCCCAGGAGAGCCUGUCUCAACAGAGAGGCUCCACACUCUAGUUCAGGGCUAUCGACCUGCCUCAAUGAGAUAACAAAGUCAUUUGGGAGGGGUGUUGUAAACUAGUUUUCAGUGAGAAUAGUUAAGUUCCAGAGCUUAUAAAGGAUUCAGUGACUUACACUUCAAAAAAUUAGGCCAGGCACGGUGGCUUAUGCCUGUAAUUCCAACACUUUGGGAGACUGAGCCAGGCAGAUCAUUUGAGGUCAGUUCAAGACCAGCCUGACCAACAUGGUGAAAUCCUGUCUCUACUAAAAAUACAAAAAUUAGCCAGGUGUGGUGGCACAUGCCUGUAAUCCCAGGUACUUGGGAGGUUGAGGCAGAAGAAUUGCUUGAACCUGGGAGGUGGAGGUUACAAUGAGCUGAGACUGCACUACUGCACUCCAGCCUGGGUGACAAAGCAAGACUGUUUCGGGAAAAAAAAAAAAAAAAAAACAACUCAGAGAGAUGCAGGUUUUCAUGCUCAGAUGCUUGCAUUCAGGUAUGCUUUCUUUUUUGAGAGCGACAAAUGGGUCACAGCUGGUACCCUGGGAAUAGCACAUAAUCCAGGGUGUGUCUGUGGUGGUGGACAUGCAGGAGGACGCCAUCUGUCCUGUGUUAUGAUGGGAAAACAAUCAUGAACCACUGGUCUAAAUUAGGGCUGGCCAUGCUUUCUCAGCCCCUCCCUCAUUUAAAUCUGUCUUCCCAAGGCUGAGCUAGAAUGAAACCAUUUCUCCUCUGUAGGAAUGAUGGGCUGGUCAUUCAGAGGAACAAUAGCAGGGCUGGGAGGUUUGCAGCUGAAUUCCCCAGGCAUGGGGGUGCAGGGUUUCCCUGAUGUGUACCCAAAGCAGAGCUUGCUGGCCUAUGACCUCUGCCCUUGCUCCCCCAGUGUAAGACUCCCCAGGAGGCAGCUCGGGCCUGAACCUCUCAACCAGGAAUUGGGUUUAUUUUAUUUUUUUUGUUAGCAUCGGGUUCUGAAGGGAGUUGGUAAACAUUUUGUUUUGGAAGCAUCUUCUGGACUUAAGCCAGAACUUAGUGUCUCCCUUACUAUGGAAAGAGGAGAAUGGACAGAAAUGGUUUAACUGUGUGGGGUUUUGUUUGUUUUGUUUUAAAUGGAAGAAAGACCAAAACUUUCCUGCUGAAUCAGCUGGGGCCUUUGACCCUGCACUAACCAUGGCAUUUUAUCCAGGUGAAGUCCAGGGAAAGAAUUCAGCCAAAUGGACUAAGGAACACAUGAGUUUGGAAUGCGAGACCGUGACGUUUUUGUGUUCUUGGAAAUCCAGUUCCCUCCCCAUGCCCAGAUUUCCUUCCUGCCUCAUGGACCAGGCUCUGACACUGAGGUUCUCACUGCUCCCAGCACAGGCAAAGCCUCCUGAGGGCUGGAGGGGUGGCAAGGGGAGAGGAGAAUGGGAAAGAAGCACUUGAUGUAGUUGUGUGGAAUAAACAGUAUUUUUUCUUUUGUCUG